This is a messenger RNA of Rhopalosiphum padi (bird cherry-oat aphid), 2838 nucleotides long. RefSeq lists its product as uncharacterized. The transcript is spliced from 6 exons. The record is from RefSeq and is a predicted model, not a curated record. Bases 163 to 756 code for a protein of 197 amino acids. NCBI's taxonomy places the organism in Eukaryota, Metazoa, Arthropoda, Insecta, Hemiptera, Aphididae.
CGUUCGGUACCCGGCAGUCGCGUGUUAGGGUCCGUUCGUGACGUGUUUUGGCAUUUGCGUUACCGUUGGUCCGUGGAAAAAUUGCUAUUAUGUCUACUGAUAAUUUGUCCACUGGGUUCUUAAUUGAACAAAUGCAAAAAUAAGCUAAGACGAGCAGGUAAUAUGUAUCGACGACACGAGUCGCUGAUCAGUCAGGUGACCAAAACGGCAGAUGACGUACCUAUGAUCGUGACUAGAUUGGCGAGCACGGAAAAGAACGACAUUGAUUACUAUCCCUUUUCACAAGUACUGCGAAUACGUGUCCUACAGAUCGUUUGUGGCAUACUUGCAGUCGUCAUGGGCAGCGUGGCUUGCAUAGAAGAGAAAGGUUCGUUUGGCAACCUCGGGCUGGGCAUACCGACCGGACUCAGUACCGUACUCGCUGCAGCAUCCAGCAUCCACACCAGCCGUCUGUUCAGCGGGUACCGGGACACGCUGAUGUCGUCGUCGUCCGGCCGUCCGAGAGUGUCCGUGCUCCGCCUUUUGGGGCCCACCACGCAAUCGGCGAUCGCUGUCGGCAUUUUCUGGCUGCUCGCCCUCGCGCUCAACGCCGUCAUGUUCGCGCGUGCCGGACGUACGCUUUUCAACUACGACGGUUCGACCAGCUCUAACCCGACGUUGUUUUGGAUGGCCAUCGUUCAUUUAACGUUGACGUCUCUCGUCCUGUUCGCGGUGGGCGCGAUCGCUUGGCUGGACUGCCGUCACGACCCAGACUGACAAGAGCUGUACACGGGCCAUCGUCCAGCCGAGCCACAGAUGAUGUCCCGGCCGACGACCAGCAGCUCCGUGACCAUCAGCAUGACGACGUUCACGCCCGACCCGCAGUCGUCGUCCGUCGGCCAUCGGCUCACGCCCGGUCCCAGCCUGUUGGUCAGAUCCUGUUAGCGCGGCGACGGCACUCGACCCCCGAAUCCUGUUUUCCGGAUACGAUCGCGGCGACGACGGUUGUAAUAUAUAGUGAUAAUAUUAUUAUUAUGUGUCCACCGUCAUUACUACCGCGGAACGACCGUCCGAUACAAAAACGAAUAAAUUUUGUCGUUUUUUUUUCUUUCCUUUUUUAACGUGUUUUUUUUUGUUAGCUACUGUUUUAUUGUUUCGACAACGCGCGCCGUCAUUAUACGACCGUCAUGCGAAACGAUCGGAUAUACCCAAACGUUGUGGACACGAAUUCCCCAUAAAUUAAAUUAGAUUACAUUUUUAAAAAAAAUGUUAGAAAAAAGUCUGAAUUAGAUUAAAAACGAGAAGACACUCAUGACUGCAAACGGGUUUUCUGAGUUACUCGCGUGUACAGUAAUUGUUUAAGUGUUAUUUUGAUUUAUAUCGAAAAUUGUGUCGAAAUAAAUUUUCAUGUUCAGAUUUUAUAUUAACAAUUAAGAGUAAGACAAUGUAUACAUGUAUUAUUUUUAGAAGAGCUAUUUUUACUGUAUGAAAAUUAUUUCAAAAUAUGAAAGUGAGCGAACCCAUUUUCCAGAAAUUAUUAUUUUUAACAUUUAAACCAAACCCUAUAAUAUUAGUUAACAAUCGAAAUUAAAUCAAAUUACAUACUUUUUCGUCAUUUGAUUUAUUUAUUAUUAUACAAAUUUUUGUAUAUUUCAUUGUUUUACAUAACUUUCUAUUUUAAAAGAUAUUUAAUAUGGUUUAUAAAUUUAAAUAGAUAAAGCAAUUUUUAAAAAAAUGUUUACAUUGCGCAAGCUAUUUCUAAUGAAUUUAACAAGCAAUAUUAACUUUCAGUCGUUGUCUUAUUACAAGUAAUCACCUAUUACAAUUAUUACAUAAUUAUAUAACAUUGAACUAUUUUUCUAAAAAAUACUACAAGGAAUAACGAUUAAUAAUAAAAAGUAUAAAUCAAUAACUAAUAGUCAAUAAAACUAAGAACUUAUAAUUAAUUUUCAAAAAAUAAAAUGUAUAAUAUUUUCAAAUUGAUAUAGUUGCAAGUUAUUAAAUACAACAAUAAUAAAAAAAAACUUCCAUUGUAUUUGUAUGGAAUAUUUAAAAUCAUAUUAAAUAUUUUUUAAUAUAAAAAUUGAGUUUAUCAAAUUAAAAGCUGCGUUUCUUUGAAGUAUUAUUUUCAUUUUAAACGACUACUGUUCAUAAUUGAUUUUGAAUUUCAAUGUAUUCAAAUUCGUCAUACAUAAAAUCAAUUAAAUUUCUUUGUAUGACCAAAUUAAAUUAGACAGCAUAAUGCAUAUACAUUUAUAACUUUUUAGAUUAAUUUGUGACACUUUUUUCGCUCAAUACUUUUAUUAGGAGGUAUUUGUUUAUACCUAUUAUAAAUUGUUGGUUAUAUUAUUACCAACUAACCAACUUAACAUGUUUUAUUAAUUAUCUGCCUAAACUAUAUUCACAUCGCGUUACCUGUAUCACUAUAAUUGGUAUAAUAAUUUAAGGAGACACUUCAGUAUAAUAAUAUGCCUUAUUUAAAUAAAAGUCAUUAAUAUGUAUUAUGCAAUUAUAAUAAUAUGUAAAAUAUAAAAUCAAUUUCAAUGUUUAACAUUGACAAAUUAUUACUGAUGUGUCGAAUCGUUAAUCAUAAUAUUAGUUUAGAAAUAAUUUGACAAGUUUAUUUGUAAUUUAUUGAAUCUAUGAAUUUAUGUAUAAUAUUGAAUACAUAAUAUUAUGUAAACAUUAUAAAAUAUAAUUUUAUGGUGGCAACGUUGUUAAUUUGUAUGAUUUAGACUAAAUGCUAUUUUUUACAAAAUACAAUUUUGUUUUUACUUUUCACACAUAUAUUCUGCUUUAGUGCCUUUUUAACAAAACAGCUGUGUAUAAGAUAUUGAAUAAAUUGUGUAAGUACUCUUA